AUGCUGGUUGCAUGUUUUAACCAGGUUUUAUCAGUAUCCACAUUGGAACAGAACUGGCCUCUUGAGGUACGUCUUGCUAUGUACAUUUUCCUGUCUGUUUCCAUAACAAUCACCAUCUUUGGGAACUUGGGUAUAAUAAUUUCAAUCACUCAUUUCAAGCAACUUCACUCUCCGACUAACUUUCUCAUUCUUUCCAUGGCUGCUACGGAUUUCUUUCUAGGUCUGAUCAUAAUGCCAUAUAGCAUGGUAAGAUCAGUGGAGAGAUGCUGGUAUUUCGGAAGGAUGUUUUGCAAAAUUCACUACAGUUUUGAUCUGAUGCUCAGUGUCAUUUCCAUUUUCCAUCUCUGCACCAUUGCCAUUGACCGCUUUUACGCAGUGUGUGCUCCUCUUCACUACCCAAACAAAAUGACCAUUCCUGUGAUAAAGAAGAUGGUAUGUUUCUGUUGGUCAGUGCCUGCUAUAUUUGCAUUUGGAGUUGUCAUCACAAACUCACACGUGUCUGGAAUAAACGGAUAUGAACAGCUGGUUGCAUGUUUUAACCUAUGCCCAAUUACAUUCAACAAAUUAUGGUCUUUAAUUAUGUUUUUCACAUGUUUUUUUGUACCUGGCUCUGUAAUGGUUGGAAUCUAUGUUAAAAUAUAUUUGGUAUCUCAGAGGCAUGUUAAAAUGCUAAAUAAUGCUACAGGGAAUAUAUCAAAGGAGCUAACCUCUCAAAUCUCCAGGAAAAAUGACCGCAAGGCUGCAAAGACACUCGGUAUUGUAAUGGGAGUGUUUCUGUCAUGCUGGCUACCAGUGUUUAUCACUAUUUUGAUUGAUCCAUUUCUAAAUUUUUCAACUCCAGAAGUACUGUUCGAUGCUCUGAAUUGGCUUGGAUACAUCAACUCCACUUGCAAUCCACUAAUCUAUGGAUUUUUUUAUCCAUGGUUUAGAAAAGCUUUGAAAUAUAUUAUUUGUGGCAAAAUCUUUGAACCAGACUCCAGGGCUACAAAUGUAUCAGAAAAGCACUGA
Messenger RNA from Pelobates fuscus (common spadefoot toad), 1008 nucleotides. Its product is annotated as trace amine-associated receptor 3-like. The transcript has 2 exons. Lineage: Eukaryota; Metazoa; Chordata; Amphibia; Anura; Pelobatidae. The record is from RefSeq and is a predicted model, not a curated record. Gene Ontology annotation, biological process: G protein-coupled receptor signaling pathway. Bases 1 to 1008 code for a protein of 335 amino acids. Gene Ontology annotation, cellular component: membrane. Gene Ontology annotation, molecular function: trace-amine receptor activity.